Molecule: messenger RNA, 2073 nt
Organism: Daldinia loculata
Lineage: Eukaryota; Fungi; Ascomycota; Sordariomycetes; Xylariales; Hypoxylaceae
Product: fungal-specific transcription factor domain-containing protein
Exons: 3
Coding region: 366-1907 (513 amino acids)
Biological process (GO): positive regulation of transcription by RNA polymerase II
Cellular component (GO): nucleus
Molecular function (GO): transcription cis-regulatory region binding; zinc ion binding; DNA-binding transcription factor activity, RNA polymerase II-specific
Source: RefSeq, a predicted model, not a curated record
CGAGAAUAAUAACCGAGAUUAGUUAUCGCCGUUAUCUUUACCUUAGCACUUCCACAUAUCCACUAGGUUAGUCUGAUAACAAACGAUGUAGUCCGAAUUGGAGAACAACCGUACGGUAUCUACCUAUCUACAUACCUAGGUAGUGUAAAGUCGGGGUCGAGGCGCGAGUGGAGUAGCGUUGAUGGACUGCCCCGACUUUACGACUCCUCUCCUGAGUCCUGACAGAUGGUCUGGAUCCUGUCAUUAUGAGAUACCCGCAAAUCCUAGGUCUAUAGCAAGGCCGCGGCGAUCCAUGCAUCAUAAUAACCUACUGCAAUCAAUCUCACAUUGCUAUCACUAUUGGCUCCUGUCUGCAUCAGAGGAGAAUGACAUCCCGUACGAAGAAAGAGCUGCGAACACGGAGCGGCUGCCGGAAGUGUCGAGAGCGACGGGUUAAGUGCCCAGAACAGCGCCCUAUAUGUGGACACUGUAGAAGACUGGGUUUCACUUGCCGGUACGAGGUCAAAUUAAGCUGGCAACAUGUCGUCUUGUUUGAGGAGUACAACGGUCAUGUUCCACGGGGACUACCUGAAGACCUCUUGUUCUCCAUUGAAAGUUGGAUGUUCCUGAAUACAGUUCAGGCCGACUUCAAUUCACACAAUGCUCAAACAGGCUUCAAGGACCAAGUAGAUUCCCCUUCGACCCGGGCUAAAGAUAUCCAACCCGAGGUAGACAUACUUGCACCAUACCCUCACUACCUUUCUCCAUUUCGUAUGGGAGAAGCUGAGGGUUAUCUUUGGAGUUACUUCAACGACUGUAUGACUCCGCAGAUCGUCAUAGACCCUAGCUUCAACCCGUAUAGAGAUAUUAUUUUAAGGAUGGCAGCCUAUUCCCAAAAUGGGCCUCUAUUCCAUUGCGUGUUAGCUGCCGCUGCAAAUCAGUUACAGAGUACCGGCCGCAACGAAUAUGAAAACGUCAUGUGGCUUCACAGAGCCAAGGCAUUACGUCUCCUAAGGACCUCUAUUAGCCAAUUAGCUUUGGAAGAAGCAUACGAAAUGAGUUGUGAUACUUCUAAAGAUCAGGUCAUUGCAUCGACUAUCAUGUUAACCUUCUUCGAGAUUUCAAAGGACUGCUCGGAUUCAUGGACUGUGCAUGCCGACUUUGCGCGUAGUUUUCUCUCUUCCCGUCUGAGAGACCGCGGUAGUCUGAACACAGAGCAGGAGGCCCUGCUCUAUUUUGCUGUAACCUACUUUGUUUCGCACGAUAUUCUCGCAGCAACUGGGGGCACGCUUAUGGAGGCGAUUGAGAUGGUUACUGGAAUGUGCAAAUCGGUGGAUAAGUCAACUGUCCUAGCACUGACCGGUUGUUCAAGAGACCUGCUCAUCCUAAUUUCCGAAAUUAACCAGAUGAGUUCUCUAAUUGGAGAGUCAGGUCGGAAGCAGCUUCCAUCCAUGAUACAACAACGUCGGGACAAUGCCGAGAGGUUUCUUCACCAAUUGCACCAAGAUAUUCCUGAAGAAUUUGGAUCAUUUCAAUCCGAGUUUGCUAUCGUUGCUGAGGUAAAGCGACUGGCGGCUAUUUUAUAUCUCUAUUCGAGAAUCGAUGGCGCUGGGCCGCAUGAACCACACAUGGUCCGAGUGACGUCCCAGAUUCUAUCCCUUAUCCCUAAAAUUUCCCUCCGCACCCAUACGGGUCUUUGGCCUCUAUUCAUAGUAGCUACAUUAGGCAUCCGCCCGGAAUGCGAUGAAGACAGGAAGCUGCUCCUGGGUCGACUCGCUGCGCUUCAACAAACGAGGCAGCUGGCGAGCGUGAAGAAAGCCAGAUUGAUCAUCGAAGACGUAUGGAAUUCUCGAGACCUGCGGCCCAAUGAAUCACAAGGGUGGAGUAUCUUACAAGGGAGGAGACACGGUGCUAUCAGCUUGGCAUAAUUUAUUGCUAUGUAUAGGUAACCACCUAGUACGAGAGAGCACUCUUACACAAACCCAGAACUCGACGAGCCAUUUCAUUACCAACAUGUCGCGACCUCAAUGACCAUCUCUAGUAACCAUCCCUCGGCCUCAACUCGAUACCGCCAGGGAACUUUAGGUGGUGUAA